Molecule: messenger RNA, 858 nt
Organism: Striga hermonthica
Lineage: Eukaryota; Viridiplantae; Streptophyta; Magnoliopsida; Lamiales; Orobanchaceae
Source: the annotation of a GenBank genome assembly
AUGAGUGGUGAUUACAGUACUUCAACUACAUUUUCAGUGAAGGCCUCACAAAUGGUACCCAACUCUGAUGAGAUGUUCUUCCUGCAAAGUCUCUCCUUUCAGGACAGCCUCAAGGAUUUGAGAACCUUGAGGCAGCAACUAUAUGCAGCAGCAGAACAUUUCGAGACGUUCUUUGACGAAGACGACAGUCGACAGUCAGUGAUCGAGUCGUCGAAAGAUUACGUCGCUAAAGCUCUUAUAAAUACUGUCGAUCAUUUGGGUUCGGUGGCUGAUAGACUCAACAGCUUCUUGGACGAAAAAACGAAAGAACUCGAAGCAACAAAUAACCGGUUCACCUGCAUACAACAGAAAGCAAGUACGUGCAGAGGAUUUGUCGAGCUUGCUGGCAUGUCGAGGCACUCGAUGGAGAUAGAAGCUGCGAAGCACCACAAGCAAUACACUGUUGAGACACUUCACUUUGGUAAACCAGAGUUGAUGUAUAAAAAUUGCACCCAACAUGAUACAUUCCAACCCAAGCAAGGUAAAAUCUUUCCGAAAGGACACUCGUGGAAACCAACGAGUGAAUUUUCUCCGAGGGCCGUCGGUUUUGCUUUCCAUAGGUUCACAUCCAACAAAGAGCCAGGUAAACAUUCGUUUUCGCCACUCGGUUUCAGCCUCAAGAGGUCCGGAUCUAUUGCUAAUAGAUCAGUCUCUUCGAACCCCACUAGCUACAAACGAAGUCCGUCAGAGCCUCGAAGAUCACUUUCAUUGCAUGUAAAUCGUGAGAUAGCUAAUAGUGGGAUGGAGACCGAACCUUACACCAAACGAAGUAAGCAUAUGUUGAAAGCCUUACUUGACGUGCACCGGUCAAGAAAGUGA